Molecule: messenger RNA, 762 nt
Organism: Aspergillus aculeatus ATCC 16872
Lineage: Eukaryota; Fungi; Ascomycota; Eurotiomycetes; Eurotiales; Aspergillaceae
Product: 40S ribosomal protein uS4
Exons: 6
Coding region: 38-616 (192 amino acids)
Biological process (GO): translation; positive regulation of translational fidelity
Cellular component (GO): cytosolic small ribosomal subunit
Molecular function (GO): rRNA binding; structural constituent of ribosome
Source: RefSeq, a predicted model, not a curated record
AGCACGACAACAUCGCGACAACGCGCAAUCAGCAGUCAUGGCCCCCGUCCCCCGCGUUUACUCCAAGACCUACAAGGUCCCUCGUCGUCCUUUCGAGUCGGCCCGUCUUGACUCGGAACUGAAGAUUGUCGGCGAGUACGGCCUGCGCAACAAGCGUGAGGUGUGGCGUGUCCAGCUCACCCUGUCCAAGAUUCGUCGUGCUGCUCGUGAGCUCCUCACCCUCGACGAGAAGGACCCCAAGCGUCUUUUCGAAGGUAACGCUUUGAUUCGCCGUCUGGUCCGCAUCGGUGUCCUCGAUGAGUCUCGCAUGAAGCUCGAUUACGUCCUGGCCCUCCGUGUUGAGGACUUCUUGGAGCGUCGUCUUCAGACCUGCGUCUACAAGCUUGGCCUUGCCAAGUCCAUCCACCACGCUCGUGUCCUGAUCAAGCAGCGCCACAUCCGUGUCGGCAAGCAGAUCGUCAACGUUCCCUCCUUCAUGGUCCGCCUCGACUCCCAGAAGCACAUCGACUUCGCUCUCACCUCCCCCUACGGUGGUGGCCGCCCUGGCCGUGUCCAGCGCAAGAAGGCCGCUGCUGCUUCCGGCGGUGCCGGUGAGGAGGAGGAAGAGGAGGAGUAAACGAUUUAAAACAGGAGUACGGACGGGUUUCGUUAGCGAAAUUAAAACUGCGGGGUUCCUUUAUGGCUGCAGUAUCGCGUAUCACGUUGUACGGUCUUGCAAUACCAUGAAUGAACAGAUAGCCUUCGGCUUACUUUCGUCGCCCU